AUGGACAGCCUCCUCAGCUACUUCAACUCCGAUACUUCGGGCCGCGACCAGGUCUUCAACCUCAACCCCGAGGGCCAGGAGAACAUGGGAAGCCUCUUCCAUAAGCUAGCUCAUCGGAGAACGGCCAGCCUGAGAAUCUCGCUGGCUGGGUUUGCGGCCGCCGGGGUCGGUAGGCUGUUCGAGAUCAAGGGUCUCGACGUGUACGACCGCGAGGAGGCCAAGCGUCAAGCCAAGGAACAGGCUGUCCAGGCGCUCAACCAGUCUGGCCGGUACUAG
Messenger RNA from Dioszegia hungarica, 276 nucleotides. RefSeq lists its product as uncharacterized. The record is from RefSeq and is a predicted model, not a curated record. The transcript is spliced from 4 exons. The coding region runs from base 1 to 276 and encodes 91 amino acids. Lineage: Eukaryota; Fungi; Basidiomycota; Tremellomycetes; Tremellales; Bulleribasidiaceae.